AUGAAUCAGAUGAACGUCGCUGGGAUGAACCCGGGAGCAGGCGGUCCCGUCGGUGGCAUCCCCAUGAUGAACAACGGCUCGUCAGCCCCGCGCAGUGAUCCCAACGGCCAGAGUCUUCAGGGAGACAAUAUUGUGCAAUUAAACACCUAUAUCUACGACUAUUUCCUCAAACGCGGUUAUCAUGAUUGUGCAAGAGCCCUAAUACAAGAUGAAUCGUUUACCAUGAGCACUUCUCCCGCCUCCAAGUUGACUCCAUCACACCGCCGCGAUGGAGAAAUGAAUGGCGUUGACGGUGAUGCAAUGGCCACGGAGUCCAAGGACGAUGUGAAUAAACAAAGAAUACCUGACGACCUUCCGCGACCAAAUAUACCUCCAGGCCCUGGCGGAGACUUACAACAAACCCCUUUUCUCCUCGACUGGUUUAACCUUUUCUGGGAUAUUUUUUUGGCCCAACGGAAACGAAGUAAAAACCCGGACGCGAUGCAUUAUGUCCAACAGACCCAGCAAUUGCUGCGCAUGCAAAACCAGCAAAUGUUGCGCCAGUCGCAAAUGAUGCCUGCGCAAUAUAACAUGCGCACAGCCCGUACUGGCAUGAUUCCUGCCAAUAUUCAAAAGACCAUGAUGCAGAACCCAAAUAUGACGCCCCAACACAUGGCGCAGCUGCAGAAAAAUCAACAAAUGCUGCAUCAUCAGAUGCAACGUGAACCUUCUGAGAUGGAAAUGAACGGCCAUCGACCUCAAUCGCCGUCGUCUGCCGAAAACGCUCCAUCACCUUCGAAGCGUCCUCGUUUAGACGGCUCGCAGGUAAAUGGAAUGCAGAUGGCACCAAAUGGGCGUGGGCAGGGCCAAAUGCCUGGCCGUCCAGCCCACCAGGCCAACGCGAUGUUGAUGCAGCACGGGAUCAACCCGAACAACUUGACUCCUGCACAGUUCAGUUCGUUCCAGGCGCAAAAUCCUUCUGUACAAGCAAAAUCUCUCCAGGUAUAUAAUCAAAGCAUGGCUCUACAUAACAAUCGCUCAGCAAUGAAUAACCAGGGUAUGCCGAAUGGCUUAAUGAAUCCCGGAGUCAUGCCAAACCAAGGUGACACCAUGCCCAUGCAUGAUGGUCAGCUCUUGCCAAUGCAAGAAUAUUAUGGCGCAAACGGCCAAAUGGCGCAAGUUCCGCGACCACAAAUGCAAACGCCUGGCUCCGGGAAUCAUGCCCUCCAAGAUUAUCAAAUGCAGCUGAUGCUUCUGGAGCAGCAGAAUAAACGUCGCCUGCUCAUGGCUCGUCAGGAGCAAGACAGCAUUACCCGAGGCGAUGGAAGUCGGGCCGGCGCAUCCCCGAACCCGAAUGAUCAGAUGAAGAGAGGCACCCCGAAGAUGCCUCAGUCUGGUCUACCUGGCUCUCCUUCUGUUGGUGAUGCGAUGGCCCAGGGUCGCAGCUCUCCUGCGUCAAUGAACUUUGGUGGCCAGAUGCCGCAAGAAAUGGGCGGGGCAUUUUUCAUGAACAAGAAUAUGCCAGAGGGUGUCGUUCAGAAUGGAAUGAGACCGCCAAGUUCGAACCCGGCAUUCAGCGGCCCUCAAAUGGCCCAACCUAUGGAUGCCAUGUCGCGACCGCAAGGCCCUGGCGCUGCUGGGCAAUCGAAUGCCAAGCAACCCAUGAUCCAACAGCAGCAAGGUGGGUCAGCCGCCCCAGCCUGCGGAACCCCACAAGAGCGCAACGCUAUGCCACCUCCUCAAGCGCCCCCAGCCGGCGUCGCUGGUGCAGGCCGGGCACAACCUUCCUCUCCCCAAUCUGGGGCGGCUCCUCCAACUCCACAGCAGUCCAAUAAGCCAGCUCCCAAGGGGAAGAAGGAACCAAAGGAAAAUCCAAGAAAGCGGCCUCCAAAGAAACCGUCUACAGCCAACGCGUCGAAUACCGCCGCGACUCCAUCGUCGGAAGCCGAACCACCCCCAACUCCCACGCCACCUACUCCUAUCACCCCUGUCCAUCCGAACUCAUUCAACAAGAACACGACGAACCCAACUACAAACGCUCCCCAACCCACCUCCGCACCCGCUGCGCAAAAUCUUAUUCAACAACAACAAGAUCCUAACCAGACAUUCGACAUGAAUCUUUCAGAUACCAACAAUUACAACCUCGACUUCACCGCUUUGGACAAUCCGGAUAUCCUAGAGAACUUCGACUUUGACUCGUUCCUAAACACAGAUGAUCCGAAUGGAUUCGGUUUCGACCCGAAUAUCCCAUACCCGGCCGAUGGUGUUGAAGCGGGUGCUGGAGAUGGCUUGUAA
Blastomyces gilchristii SLH14081 is the source of this 2274-nucleotide messenger RNA. Its product is annotated as cAMP-dependent protein kinase pathway protein. Gene Ontology annotation, cellular component: nucleus. The record is from RefSeq and is a predicted model, not a curated record. The transcript is spliced from 7 exons. Bases 1 to 2274 code for a protein of 757 amino acids. NCBI's taxonomy places the organism in Eukaryota, Fungi, Ascomycota, Eurotiomycetes, Onygenales, Ajellomycetaceae. Gene Ontology annotation, molecular function: protein binding.